GGUAGGUUGUGUCUCCCUGUUUGAACUGUCCACGCAUCGAAUCGUCACGUGCUCGUCUUCUUUGGAGUGAGCUGGAAUCGGCCAGAGGGGCUACGCUGGUGCACGACACACAUACACGCACGCACACACACACACAAACACACGGCGCCUUGUCUUCGGUACUGGAUUCACUAACUCCAAGGAUUAAAAGGAAUACAUUAGAAACACGUAUAUGAACAGGAAUUGCAUCAGAUUGAUGGGAUUACACACUUUGGAGACAUCAGAAGUAUAAGAAAGAAGAAAUAUUUAGCGUAUUUAUUUUUAAUUUUAUUUAUUUGGUUUUCAGUUUUCCAUUUGCAGGGAUUUAUCGUAGAAGGACUACUAACGAGCUAGCUAUCCAAAUGGGGUCGUAUGCAAACUGUGCAGGUUUUGACUGUGCGUUUGGGACUCCGGACUAAAGUAUGUUUCUGAAAUUUAUAGCAAUAAAAGACCCCCCUAUCUUGUCCAGAAUAACGACUAAAUGUCUGAGAAUAUCGCCGCAGUAUGGAUGUAGCUAGCAACCACGUUGCAACCCCGAAUGGUCUCGAUAGUCUCACGCUUGUUUUGGCACGUUGCCGUUUAUUGAACCUUUUCGGUUUAUUGAGGUGCGACUCAUACUAGUUUGUUUUGAAAUGGAAACGAUAUCAGCUCCGGUUUUCUCGCGCACGUGCCGGCGCGGAAUGUUUUCCAUUCAAUAAUACAUUCAUUUCUCCCCCCACCAUCAUGGCAAAUCCAGCUGCAGACCAGGGUUUUUCCGACGUGAGAAAGGUGGGUUAUUUAAGGAAACCCAAAAGCAUGCACAAGAGGUUUUUCGUCCUGCGGAUCGCCAGUGUCUCUGGGCCGUCCCGGCUGGAAUACUACGAAAACGAGAAAAAAUGGAGACACAAAUCCGUAGCUCCCAGGAGGUCGAUUCCACUGGAGAGUUGCUUCAACAUUAACAAGAGAGCCGACUCGAAGAACAAGUAUCUGGUGGCGCUGUACACCAAGGAGGAAUAUUUUGCCGUGGCGGCCGAGUGCGAACAGGAGCAGGACCUGUGGUACCAGGCGCUGGUCGACCUGCACAACAGAGGUAAGCGUCACGGGCCCGCCCCGGGGGGGGGCAGCAGCAGCGGCAGCGUCGGCGGCGGGACGGGCGGGGGCGACUAUGGGGCGGAGGCUGCCCCGGGACCGGCCUUCAGGGAGGUGUGGCAGGUCGUUCUGAAGCCGAAGGGACUGGGGCACGCCAAGAACCUGACGGGGAUCUACCGCCUGUGCCUGACGAGCAAGACCAUCAGCCUGGUGAAGCUGAACUCGGACGCGGCGGCGGUGGUGCUGCAGCUGAUGAACGUGCGCCGCUGCGGCCACUCGGAGAGCUUCUUCUUCGUGGAGGUGGGCCGGUCGGCGGCGACGGGGCCCGGCGAGUUCUGGAUGCAGGUGGAGGACUCGGUGGUGGCGCAGAACAUGCACGAGACCCUCCUGGAGGCCAUGAAGGCCAUGAGCGAGGAGCUCCGCCCCCGGGGCAAGGGCCAGCCGUCCUCCAAGUGCUCCACCCCCAUCUCCGUGCCGCUCCGGCGGCAGCACCACCACGGCCACCCGCCCCCGAGCCAGGUGGGGCUGGGCCGGAGGUCCCGGACGGAGAGCGCCGCGGCGGCCUCGCCCGCCGCCCCGGGGAGGCAGGCGCGCUCGUUUCGGGUGCGGGCGUCCAGCGACGGCGAGGGCACCAUAUCCCGGCCGGCGUCGGCGGACGGCAGCCCCGCCAGCCCCAGCCUGGCGCGGGCGUCCUCGCAGCGGCGCGGGGCCCCCGGCGCCCGCCUCCACCCGCCCCUCGCCCACAGCCGCUCCAUCCCCGCGCCCUCCUCCGCCGCCAGCCCCGCCAGCCUCUCCUCCAGCGGCACCAGCGGGCACGGCUCGGCCUCGGACUGCGCGUACCCGCGCCGUGCCAGCGCCACCCCCUCCGGCUCGCCCAGCGACGGCGGCUUCGUCUCGUCCGACGAGUACGGCUCCAGCCCCUGCGACCUCCGGGGGCCGUCCUUCCGCAGCGCCACGCCCGACUCCUCCCUCGGCCACACCCCUCCGCCCGCCCGGGACGAGGAGCUGAGCGACUACAUCUGCAUGGCACGGCCCGGCCAGCAGGCCGCGGUCGCCACGGCGACCGCGCCCGGCGGCCACAGCCCCGACCGCGCCCGUCCGCGCCGCCGGUCGCCCCCGCGCCUGGAGGACCUGGGGGAGAGCUUCCGGAAGCGGACGCGCACCCCACCCCUUGCCGCCCCGCCCGUCUGCCACCAGAAGACCCCCUCCCAGUCCCCCGCCGUCUCGCUGGACGAGUACGCGGCCAUGACGCCGGCGCACGGGCACCCCGACUUCCCGCCCGCAAACGCGUACCCCGAGGAGACGUUGGAUGUGCACACGGAGGGCGGGGGCGCUAGGUUAGGGUCGGGGGUAGGGAUGGGCGCUAGGCUGGGGGACGACGGCUACAUGCCCAUGUCGCCAGGCGUGGCCCCCGCCUCGUCCCGCAAGGGCGACGACUACGUGCCCAUGAGCCCCAAAACCGUGUCGGCCCCCCAGCAGAUCCUGGGCCCCCGCUCUCGCUGCCGGCUGGACUCCAGCGGCUACGUGAUGAUGUCACCCAGCGCCAGCUGCUCCCCGGAGAACGGCGGCAGCGGUGGCGGCGGCGAAUGCGCCAAGGCCUGGAGCGGAGUGGGCGGGGCCGAGGGCCGGGCUGGGGGCGGGGCCGACCCCCAGAGGGGAAGGGCACGUACGGGGACUACUCCGCCGCUGGACCGCUACCUCAACCCGCCGCCGGCUGCAGAGGAGGCCCCGCCCAGGCCCGCGGCGGGCUCCUGCUACCAUUCGCUGCCCCGCUCCUUCAGACACGCCCCCAGGAAGCAGGCCCCGCUGAGGAGGACGGCGCCUGGCCCCGGCCGGCCCGCCUACCCGGACUCCUCCUCUUCCUCCGCCAGCAGCGACAGCCUGGGCGCGCAGGACUCGCCGGGGGGGCCGCCGCCCCGCGGGACGGGCCGGGAGACGGGGGGCCCCCGGGCGCACCCGACGCGCCUCUCCCCGGACUGCGCCAGGGCCAGCACCCUCCCGCGAGCGCAGGACAGCCCCUCCCCCUCCCCCUCCCCGGGGCCCCCCAGCCCAGGAGAGUACGUCAGCAUGGAGUUUGGGGACGGGCCCUUCUGCGCCCGCCUGCCCGCCUCGUUUCUUGCUCCCGAGUUCGCCGAGGACGGGGGCCCCCUCGAGGGGUGCACACCGCGCCCCUCUGGGUACGGGACCGUGCAGCUGGAGGCCGGCCGGACCCGUCCCGGGUUCGAGGGGGUUGACUUCGCCCUGGAAGGUCCGGUGCCACUGGUCCCCGGUACCGGGCACGCGCUGAGUGCCUUCAGCAGGGUGCGCCCCAGCCCGGACCAGAACCGGGGCGCCAGGCUGGUCCGGGUCGACCCCCAGGCCCGACAGCGGCACGGCUCCGGAUCCUUCGGGCCGGGGUCUGGGGGCGGGACGGUCCGGUCCCUGCUCCAGGCCAGUCCGGAGGACACCAGACUGCGCGCCUGCGCGCCCUUCGAGGAGGCGUGGCCAGUCGGCGAAGCGGGCUGCGGGAGACGGGAGCGGGUGCCUGUUGCUGGUGCCGCCUCUUCCUCCUCCUCCUUCUCCUCUACCUCGGCCCGCGAUCUGAACUACAUGGACCUGGACCUGGGGAGGGCUGUGAAGCAGCCCGAGUGGAGCUUCCUCCGGCCCAGGAGCCCCCUCUCGCCCAGCCAGCGUCCCGCGCAGGAGGGGAGCGGCUACGCCAGCGUUAGCUUUCAGAGGCGGGAGCGCGGGAACGGCGACCCUGCGCACCGGGAGGAAUGAAGACGUGGACUCCUCUGCAAACCCCACAGACCCUGACCCUCUCCUUCCGUAGAUGCCCUGAAUCAGGCAGUUUGUCCUGGCGACAAGCACAGUCCACUCUGAUUCCACUGCCUGUUCUCCCUCUGUGAAGCUGCGCAGUGAUCUCCUAGCGGGAGCUCAGUUCACUCGCCACAGUUACCGCGCGUAGCACAGGGACGGUGACGCGGUUUCCUGUGUCAGGGAUGGAAGGGCACAGUUAGCGUAGCUGUUCUCUGUGUCGCCGUACAACACGGUCGGCCUGUCGGUGACCGCAGAUAUGCGAACGACUCUCAGAAAUGGUAUGGCACAGUUACCUUUUCAGUUAUAAUUCAGCACAGUUAACCUUCUCAGUAAUAACUGAGCACAGUUACUCAGCGAUGGAUGAGGCCUAACACAGUUGUGCCUGUGACUACAAUGCACAGUUUCUCUCUCAGUGACUAUACAGUGGUUAUAGCACAGUUCCUCUCUCUGAUGGUGCAACAGUUGUGUUCUCAGUUAGUGUAGCAGUUAUUUUGUCCUCUCAUCUGAAAUAUAGCCCAGUUUCGCUCUCAGUUACUGUACAGCACUGUUAAGUUUUCGGUUGAAAUAUAGCACUUUUGUCCAUGACCGCAGAGCACAGUUGCUCUCUGUGGUAUUACAGCACAGUUAUGAUACAGCACAGUUACUCUCUCUGGUUUUACAGCACAGUUAUGAUACAGCACAGUUACUCUCUCUGGUUUUACAGCACAGUUAUGAUACAGCACAGUUACUCUCUCUGGUUUUACAGCACAGUUAUGAUACAGCACAGUUACUCUCUCUGGUUUUACAGCACAGUUACUCUCCCUGUAAUGGUGCCACACUGGUGCAGUACGUUCUCAGUGGUUAUCUUGUUCAUGUACGCACAACGCAGUUACAACGCUGUGAGUUCUGGUACGGCACAGUCACUUUCUCAGUGAUGCUGCGCAACAUUCGGCUAGCCUCGUUAGCCUUUUCUGAGCACAGGACCUGCUCGACAGGAGUACACACACAUACACACACGCACACACACACGCACACGCACACACACACACACACACACUGCACUGUGACUCCUCAAUCUGCCAUUCCCACUGCUUCCAUACAGAUGGUCAUUAUUUAAAUUUUCACAUAUUAUUUGUAUUGUUAUUGUUAUUAUUGUUCAUAUUAUUUUAGCUUUUUAAGCAAGAAUAGCUGGUAUCUCUCAAUUUGGGAAUUUUUAUGUUUAGUCUUUUUUUUUGUUUUGUCUUUAAAAGUUCUCAGAUAGCUGUGGGAGGAGGUAUUACUUGUAAGUUUUGCUCAAGCAAUGUUUCCUUAAGUUUUCCGUAAAUCAAACUCUACUCAACAUAUCUAUGAACAAAAUCAUUUUAAUUUAAACUAAUUUCACCGGUAACGCUAAAAUGCCAUUUGUGCAUGAAACCUGAAGACCCGUUUCCAUGGUAAAUGGAUUCAGACCUCAAAAAAGAAAAGUAACAAUAUGCUUGUCUUUUUUUUUUUUUUUUUACUCCUGAGGACAUUGGACGUAUGAUCUGUGUAAAUAUUUCGGGUAGAAAAAUUCAUUCACGUUUACCCUGAAUGAAUAUUUGUUGAGUAUUUAAUAUUUUGGGAUUUGUAAUACUGCUUAAAUGAUCUGAGUUAUGGUACGCCAUAACGUUUUUUCGAGAUGUUACGUGCCAUUUUAUGCAUUUGAGCUCAUUGAGAAAAUGGGGUCUGAAGAG
This is a messenger RNA of Anguilla rostrata (American eel), 5576 nucleotides long. RefSeq names its product insulin receptor substrate 1-B-like. Gene Ontology annotation, biological process: insulin receptor signaling pathway. Gene Ontology annotation, molecular function: insulin receptor binding; phosphatidylinositol 3-kinase binding. The record is from RefSeq and is a predicted model, not a curated record. Lineage: Eukaryota; Metazoa; Chordata; Actinopteri; Anguilliformes; Anguillidae. Gene Ontology annotation, cellular component: plasma membrane; cytosol.